CCUUAUACUAUGUUUAGUUGUCAAACGCCAUUUGCGUUGAGGCAAUAAUAUUGGAAUUUUUCGUUAUUUAUCGUAAAAAUAUCCCUUCCUGUGCUUAGAAAAGGAUUUAAAACUAACUAUUAACACUAUCGCGUCAGUUACAGUGAACAUUUAUGUAGUUUUAAGCCGUAAUAGUCGAUAUCCUGUGUGAUUAAUUAGUUUCGUAUUUUGUCUUAUUUUCAUUGAUUAACCAUGUCUGUGAGUGAAAAAGUAUCUUUAUCCGAUGCCUUGAGCAAUGUGGAUGUAUUAGACGAGCUCACUUUGCCAGAUGAACAGCCGUGUAUAGAAGCAGCACCAUGUUCCAUAUUAUACCAGGCUAACUUCGACACAAACUUUGAGGACCGCAAUGGAUUCGUCACCGGUAUCGCCAAGUACAUUGAGGAGGCAACUGUGCAUGCCAACCUGAACGAACUUCUAGAAGAAGGCAACGCUCACGCCGUCAUGCUGUACACGUGGCGUUGCUGCAGCCGCGCCAUCCCCCAGCCGCGGUCCAACGAGCAGCCGGACAGGGUCCACAUAUACGAGAGGACUGUACAAGUACUGGCUCCUGAAGUCGAUAAGCUGCUGCAGUUUAUGUAUUUUCAGCGUAAAGCUAUCGAACGCUUCUGCGGCGAGGUCCGUCGCCUCUGCCACGCUGAGAAGCGGCGCGACUUCGUGUCCGAGGCAUACCUGCUGACCCUCGGCAAGUUUGUCAACAUGUUCGCUGUUCUUGACGAGCUGAAGAACAUGAAGAGCUCCGUCAAGAAUGAUUAUUCGACUUAUAGACGGGCCGCGCAGUUCCUCAAGGUGAUGUCUGACAGCCAGAGCCUUCAGGAGUCGCAGAACCUGUCCAUGUUCCUCGCCACUCAGAACAAAAUAAGAGACACUGUUAAAGAUGCCCUGGAAAAGAUUAAUGGCUACGAGGAUCUGUUAGCCGACGUCGUAAACAUAUGCGUGCAUAUGUUCGAAACGAAAAUGUAUCUGACUCCGUCUGAGAAACAUAUGCUUGUCAAAGUGAUGGGAUUCGGUCUGUUUCUAAUGGAUUCCGAAGUUUGCAACAUCAAUCGUCUCGAUCAGAAGAAAAAGAUACGUUUGGAUCGCAUUGACAGGAUAUUCAAGAAUUUAGAAGUUGUGCCUCUGUUUGGUGAUAUGCAGAUAGCGCCAUUUAAUUAUAUUAAGCGAUCAAAACAUUACGAUCCUAGCAAGUGGCCUCUAUCCUCGAGCCCCACCCCGCUGUCUCCUCAGGCAGACCUGAUGGUCCACCUGCCUCAGAUCAGGGAGGAACACCAGAAUUAUAUCUCGGAACUAGCUCGGUAUAGCAAUGAGGUAACAACGACUUUCAAAGAAGCCGGUUCUGACGCCGAGAACAAAGCCGUGACUGAGCUCUGUCUCCGAGGACUCCAGCUCCUGUCGUCAUGGUGUUCAGUCCUGACGGAGUUGUGUUCCUGGAAGCUGCUGCACCCUACUGACCAUGCCAGCAACCCUCGCUGCCCACCAGACGCUGAGGAGUAUGAGAGGGCAACCCGUUACAACUACACGUCCGAAGAGAAAUUCGCCAUGAUUGAAGUCAUAGCCAUGAUCAAGGGUCUCCAGGUCCUCAUGGCUCGCAUGGAGACGGUCUUCGCCGAUGCGGCCAGGAGAGGAGUCUUCGCAGAGCUACAGGACUUCGUACAGCUCGUUCUGAGGGAACCACUGAGGAAAGCUAUUAAGAAUAAGAAGGACUUGAUUAGAAGUAUCAUAGUAUCAGUUCGCGAAACGUGCGGCGACUGGGCGCGAGGCUGCGAGCCCCAGCAGGACCCCGCGCUGCGAGGGAAGAAGGACGGAGAGGCUAGCUUCACCAUCAAAGUGCCUAGGAGGAAUGUGGGCCCAUCAUCGACCCAGCUGUACAUGGUUCGCACUCAGCUGGAAGCCCUGAUCUCGGACAAGUCUGGUGGAAGACGGACUCUCCGCAAGGACCUGGACGCGGGCACCCUCACGCAGAUAGAGAUGUUCCACAGGCAGAGCUUCUAUUGGAGCUACCUGCUCAACUUGUCCGACUCCCUGCAGAAGUGCUGCGAUCUAUCCCAGCUGUGGUACAGAGAGUUCUAUCUCGAGAUGACGAUGGGAAGGAAAGUUAAUAAAUGCAUGGUACGCCAUCAACACAACGAGGAGUGCAACGACCUGGUGACCAUGGAGAAGAGGAUCCAGUUCCCCAUCGAGAUGUCCAUGCCCUGGAUCCUGACUGAUCACAUCCUGAGGACCAAGGAGCCGGCUAUGAUGGAAUACGUCCUCUACCCCCUAGAUCUAUACAACGACUCCGCCCAAUACGCGCUCACGGUCUUCCGGAAACAGUUCCUCUAUGAUGAGGUGGAAGCGGAAGUCAAUCUAUGCUUCGAUCAGUUCGUCUAUAAGCUGUCUGAACAAGUCUAUGCGCAUUAUAAGCAGUUGGCUGCCAGCAUGUUACUAGACAAGCGUUAUCGAGCCGAAUGCGCGGCCAGAGGCGCGAGUACCGGCGCAGGCGCGGGGCGCUACGCGUCCCUGCUGAGGCAGAGGCACGUCGCGCUGCUGGGCAGGCAUGUGGACCUGUGCGCGCUGGUGGCACAGCGUAUUAAUUCGGACAUGCAUCGCGCUCUCGACGCGGCGGUCGCUAAGUUCGAAGCCGGCGAUAUAACUGGUGUUGUUGAACUUGAAGGUCUGAUCUCGGUCAACCGCCUCUGUCACAAGCUCCUGAGUCGUUACCUGACUCUUGACGAUUUCGAUGCUAUACUCCGAGAGAGCGACCACGGUGUCCUCGCUCCGUACGGAAGGAUCACUCUGCACGUUUUCUGGGAGUUAAAUUUUGAUUUUUUGCCGAAUUAUUGCUAUAACGCUGCUACGGAUCGGUUCGUCAAAUGCCGCGGCAUCCAGUUCGGUGUGGGCGUGUCCCGGGAGAAGCCGCAGCAGUACGGCCACGCGCUCCUGUGGGGGUCCAAACAGCUCAGCCUGGCUUACUCCGCGCAAUACGCACAGUAUAGUGGUUUCGUAGGCGCCCAGCACCUACACGCCCUGGUCCGCCUGCUGGGCUACCAGGGCGUAGCCGUCGUAGUCUCGGAGCUACUCGACGUAGCGCGCGGACUGCUACACGGUACCAUAGCUCAGUUCACGCGCGCGCUCGCUGCCGCCAUGCCCAGGCAUUGUAAACUGCCGAGAUACGAUUAUGGGUCUAAUGGUGUCCUAGGCUAUUACCACGCUCAGCUGACAGACAUAGUACAGUACCCGGACGCCAGGACAGAACUCUUCCAUGCUUUCCGGGAACUUGGAAACAUCAUACUCUUCUGCAUGCUGAUCGAGCAGGCGCUCAGUCAAGAAGAAGUCACUGAUCUUCUUCACGCGGCUCCCUUCCAGAACAUUCUGCCGCGACCCUUCGCCGCAGAAGGUGAAAAACCGGAAUCGAAGCAGAAAAGACUGGAAGCGAAGUACGCGGCGCUACAGAUUGUGCAAAAUGUUGAUAAAUAUGGGACAGCUAAGCAAGGCCAGUUAUCUCGUGAGGGUGACCUGUUGACCCGCGAGCGCCUCUGUUGUGGCCUCUCCUUGUUCUCUGUGGUACUCCGCCGUCUGAGAGGCUGCCUCUCCGCGCCGCAGUGGCCCGCCCCCCCGACCCACACUGAUGAUACCAACGAGUUCCACAGACUGUGGUCGGCGUUACAGUUCCUAUACUGUAUACCGGUUGGGGAAACGCAGUUUACUGUCGAGGAGUUGUUCGGUGAAGGCCUCCAUUGGGCCGGCUGUACCAUCAUAGCCCUGUUAGGCCAACAGAGGCGUUUUGAGGCCUUGGACUUCUGCUACCACAUCCUCAGGGUCCAGCGAGUCGACGGCAAGGACGAAAUGGUCAAGGACAUUCCUCUCAAACGCAUGGUCGAUAGGAUUCGUCGUUUCCAAGUAUUGAACUCUCAGAUCUUCGGAGUGCUGGCCCGUCACCUAGCCGCGGACGAGGAGAGGGCGGGAGUCGAACAUGUGAGGUGUUUCCCGCCGCCUUCAGCCCCGCAACACGCUAUGAAUUAGAUGGCGAUGGAUAGUUGCGGAUUUAUGUAAAGUUUUGGUGAGUAGUUGCGGAAUAUUGUCGAGUUUGGGGGUGUAGUUGCGGAAUAUUGUGUAAUUGGAGUGACUAGUUGCGGAAUAUUGUCGAGUUUGCGGGGCUAGUUGCGAAAUAUUGUACAGUUUGGAGGAGUAGUUGCGGUAUAAUGCUGCGGAGUUGAUAUUGUAUGGCUUAAUCAGCGUAUUUACAUUUAUAGGAUUUAUUUUAUAUUGAUCCGUUGCAAUAUAAAGCCCGAUUAUAGAGGCUAGUUGCAGAAUACUACGGAAUUAAGAUUUAAAAUGUCAUCUGAAUCGAAUGAAUAGUUGCAAAUUGCAAAAUAACUAAGCGACUAGUUUAAAAAUUUACAGAACGAAUGCGAAUAGUAACAGUUUUCUAAAUAAUACAGUAUUCCCCAGCUAAAGUCUUAUGUAUAUGCAACAUUAUGUUAAAAACAUAACUAGUUUUAUUAUAUCUGAUCAAUUAUAUAACUAGAUUAAUUAUAGUUUAAGUUAAAAAUGUCUAAUGCAUUUACCAUCUCCAUAUUGUCUAUCGUCGCCUAAAAAAUUACCCUUUAUAUCUUUAAAAUUCCUUAGAAAUUAGUCCAGACAUUUAAGAGAUUAUCGGAAACAGACAUGACUUUUGUAUGACUAGAAAUAGACGCUUUAGAUAAUAGAUCUAAUUAUUUUAAGUAUUUUUUAAAGAUGUAAUUCCAAUUUCCAUUAAAACAUUGGUUUCUUAAAGCCUGAUUUCCAUAUAUUUACAAAUAAUACUAUGAAAUAAUUAUUACCACUGACAGGAUUCGAACUCGCGACUUCUUGGUAUAUACGCCAGUAACUUUCGAGAACUUAUUUAAACGUUCGAGGCAACCUAUUUGGAAGUUAGAUUACAAGAAAAGUACCAAAUAGUGCCACUGUAUAACACUAGUGUCAAAAUAUAUAACGGGUGUCAGCUUACUAAUCGCGGUUUUAAUUGUUUUAGCCAAAGAUUUAAUAUAAAGGACUGGAUUUUUUUAUUUAAUUAAAAAACGACUCCCUCAGU
Trichoplusia ni (cabbage looper) is the source of this 5089-nucleotide messenger RNA. It is a transcript of the gene Sra-1, whose product is annotated as cytoplasmic FMR1-interacting protein. The transcript has 28 exons. The record is from RefSeq and is a predicted model, not a curated record. Gene Ontology annotation, cellular component: neuron projection; synapse; SCAR complex. Lineage: Eukaryota; Metazoa; Arthropoda; Insecta; Lepidoptera; Noctuidae. Gene Ontology annotation, biological process: cell projection assembly; regulation of actin filament polymerization; axon guidance. Bases 232 to 4038 code for a protein of 1268 amino acids. Gene Ontology annotation, molecular function: small GTPase binding; RNA 7-methylguanosine cap binding.